AUGAAUGGGAGGUGCCCCGAAAUCUGCACGGCAGACUAUAAUCCAGUCUGUGGAUCCGACGGUGUUACCUAUGCCAACAACUGUAACUUUCAAGCGGAGAACUGCAAACGCGGAAACAGGCUGGUCGUCCGACACGAAGGGCCUUGCCGCAACGGAGAAGGCCCGAGUCCCCCCGGAAACGGGAAUAAUGGACCACCCGGAAGU
Darwinula stevensoni is the source of this 204-nucleotide messenger RNA. The record is from the annotation of a GenBank genome assembly. Lineage: Eukaryota; Metazoa; Arthropoda; Ostracoda; Podocopida; Darwinulidae.